This is a messenger RNA of Guillardia theta CCMP2712, 465 nucleotides long. RefSeq lists its product as hypothetical. Gene Ontology annotation, cellular component: Golgi membrane. The record is from RefSeq and is a predicted model, not a curated record. The transcript has 7 exons. NCBI's taxonomy places the organism in Eukaryota, Cryptophyceae, Pyrenomonadales, Geminigeraceae. The coding region runs from base 1 to 465 and encodes 154 amino acids.
AUGCUCCCAACCCCUGGACUCUAUCGUCAUAGAAGCGGAUUCAUUCCGGAUUAUCUCAGGAGAGCCAUAAAAUACUCGCAGAUGGACCUUGAGAACGCGUCGUGGCAGAUGGUCACGUUGUGUAUCGACCCGAAGCGCGUCUAUAAGCACACGUGCUUCCAUAAGCAAACGAAGAACCAGUGGGCAAGGGAUGACCCUGGUUUCACGGUCUUGUGUAUAUUCUUCCUGUUGGUUGCUGCUGUCGCAUACACCAUUGCGUUCCGAGUCACAAACCCUGGAGCCUUCAUAAGGCUGGUCCUUGGGGCUGUUUGCUUCGACUUCUUGUUCGUUGGAGCUCUGCUGGCGACUCUUACAUGGGCCAUCGCCAACAAGUAUUUGAGGGUCAGGACUCUUCACAGUGUGGAGCAGAAGGUGGAAUGGUUGUAUGCUUUCGAUAUCCAUUGCAACGCUUUCUUUCCUCUGUAA